AUAAUUUCUUUGUCUUUGGACUCUUGUGAUCACAAGACUUCUUCGUUUUGAGUUUUCUGUCAAGGCAGUAAUUGGAGAAAAAAAAGGCCGUCCCUUUUGGGAUCUUCUGGUUCAGCAGCUCCAAUUGACUCAAAAUCAUCCAAGAUGAGGUACUUCUUAACGUAUUUGCUGGUGCUCCUUGUGGCAAUUGUCAUUCCGAUAUUUUCUAUGUACUAUGUCCUGAAUGGAAAAGGUGAGCAAAUCAGUUUCGGAUGGUUCCUGGAGAACACGUCCCCAUACAUGUGGGGUACGUUGGGAAUAGCUUUUGCAGUAGCAUUUUCCGUGGUGGGCGCGGCUAUGGGCAUCCAUACGACGGGAGUGAGCAUAGUCGGAGGAGGUGUCAAAGCUCCGCGUAUCAAGACUAAGAAUUUGAUCUCCGUCAUCUUUUGUGAAGCUGUGGCCAUUUACGGUUUAAUUACUGCAAUCGUGUUGUCUGGAAUGCUCGAGAAGUACACGGAACCCUUAACUGACUUAGCCAUCAAGCAACAGAAUUGGAUGGCCGGAUAUGUGAUGUUCGGUGCUGGGCUCGCCGUAGGUCUAGUGAACCUGUUCUGCGGUAUCGCUGUGGGGAUUGUGGGAUCAGGAGCGGCCCUUUCGGAUGCCGCCAAUGCAGCUCUUUUUGUGAAGAUCCUGAUUGUAGAAAUCUUCGGAUCAGCCAUUGGUCUUUUCGGCCUCAUCGUCGGCAUCUACAUGACGUCAAAGGUUAAAAUGGGUAACCAGUAAUUCAAGAAACUUGAAGAUAAGUUGUACAGCACUGGACCAUCCGGCCUUGACCUUCAAUCUUAAAUCUGUGACAGCCAGUGCUCAGCGCAAAUAUAUCAAACAUGUGUGAAGUUUUCUAUGUUAAGUGUUGGACUCUUGUACUUCUUAAUCAAAAUAUAUUCUGUUGAUGUUUUAUAAAUUUAAACGAGAUUUAUUUCUAUAAUUGAGAGACAACUGUUUUAAUAAUAAUCUGAUCUUAGCACUUUCUUUACUCAAUUGUUUUUUUUUUCUUUUUAAUUUAAUGGUUUAAUACCAUAUUUGUGUCAUAAGUCUUGUGUUUUGUAAGUCUGUUUUCAAGUUGAAUGAAUUUAAACCACAUAGGCUUGUUAUGUUGGUUCACUUAAGGUAAAUAAUAUCUGUAAGAAAUUAUUUUCCCUUUAAUCAUAGAGUUAUUUUAAAAGAUUGUUUUAGUUUUGUUCUCUAAUUCAUUAUUGUGCUAAGAUGUCAGAUAGUGCAUUGAACAGGUCUGUAUUGUAUUGGAGUGUUUUAGAAUACUUUUAAUCAAUAGUUUGUGUUGUUAUCCAUUUUACAGUGUCCCGAUGUAGAUGUGACUAGAUACUAAUUGCAUUCUAGCACUAAUUUAUCUAUGUAUUUAUAUAUCUAUACAUAAUUAUAGUGUAAACAUCAACAUUUAGAUAUCUGUUAACUGCUGAACGGUAAGGUGCUCAAAAUAGUUUAAAAUUAUGCAAUGAAGUAUCUAGUCAUAUUUUAUAAGGCUUGAAACAUUCCAUGAAAUCAUACGAUUUGUGAAAGCUUUGAUUGGAACAGAUAAACAUUUUGUAUAUAGUUAACACUACUAUAUAAUUAAAUAAAAAUAAAUUACCCAAUUUAUCAGUUGUUGACUUUAGCUUACAUGUUUUAAGAAGCUUAAAAAUAACCUAGCAGUUUACGUUUUGAAAUUCGUCGAGUGCAUGUCGUAGUUUAGGAUGUAAUGGAGAUUUUAUCCCUUAGAUCAAACAGAUUUUCAAUUCAAAUGGCAAAUUUACUUUGUCGAUUUGUGUGUUAUAAAACGAAAUUUGCGACCCGUCUACGAUUUUCGCGUCAAAUCAUUGGAAAAUAUUUGUAUGAAAUAUUAAAUGUUGUCCAAUUGUAAAUAUUAGUUUGCUUCCUUGCACUAUUAUAAAUCUUACUAAUUUAUUGUAAAAUAAUUAUUAUCCAUUUUAUGGGACGAUGAUGAAAGCCAUAUGAUUAUGGAUUACGUUGUCUAGGCACAAAUUGAGUGCAAACUUUUGCAAGAACAAGAUAUAAAAGUAUUAUAAGAGCAUUAUGUGUACCGUUUACAGAUGCGAUAAUAAUAUAUUUGUGCAAAUGUAGAUAUUAUGUAUGUUGAAUAAAUAGCUAAAACUUGAA
Molecule: messenger RNA, 2151 nt
Organism: Papilio polytes (common Mormon)
Lineage: Eukaryota; Metazoa; Arthropoda; Insecta; Lepidoptera; Papilionidae
Gene: VhaPPA1-1
Product: V-type proton ATPase 21 kDa proteolipid subunit
Exons: 2
Coding region: 145-762 (205 amino acids)
Biological process (GO): proton transmembrane transport
Cellular component (GO): proton-transporting V-type ATPase, V0 domain
Molecular function (GO): proton-transporting ATPase activity, rotational mechanism
Source: RefSeq, a predicted model, not a curated record